AUGGAGAGUGAUUUCUUUUUUGGAAACUACAGAUCAAGGUGGAUGCAUGUCAAGAGUGCCCGUCAGUGUGGGAACACGAGUGCUGGCGUAGGUGAGAAAAUGGGGGAUGGAAUUGUGGGAUGUAACGACGAAACAAGAGGUUAG
This is a messenger RNA of Trypanosoma brucei brucei TREU927, 144 nucleotides long. RefSeq lists its product as hypothetical. Bases 1 to 144 code for a protein of 47 amino acids. The transcript has a single exon. NCBI's taxonomy places the organism in Eukaryota, Euglenozoa, Kinetoplastea, Trypanosomatida, Trypanosomatidae. The record is from RefSeq and is a predicted model, not a curated record.